Linum trigynum is the source of this 1083-nucleotide messenger RNA. NCBI's taxonomy places the organism in Eukaryota, Viridiplantae, Streptophyta, Magnoliopsida, Malpighiales, Linaceae. The record is from the annotation of a GenBank genome assembly.
AUGGGAAGGGUCAAGCUAAAGAUAAAGAGGUUGGAGAGUAGCAGUAAUCGGCAAGUAACCUAUUCCAAACGUAGGCAUGGAAUACUGAAGAAGGCCAAGGAAUUGUCUAUCCUAUGUGACAUAGAUAUUGUCCUUCUCAUGUUUUCUCCAACUGGGAGGCCUACGUUAUUCCAUGGAGAUCGCAGUAGCAUAGAAGAUGUCAUUGCAAAAUUUGGUCAAUUGACUCCGCAGGAAAGAGCAAAAAGGAAAUUGGAGAGCCUUGAAGCAUUAAAGAAGACCUUUAAGAAGUUGGACCAUGAUGUGAAUAUACAAGAGUUUCUGGGUGCAAGGGCCCAAACUAUGGAGGAGUUAACUGAUCAAUCCAGACUAAUGGAAGUCCAACUUACAGAAUUACACAAUAGACUGAGCUGUUGGGCGAAUCCAGAUAAGAUUGAUAGCUUAGAACAGAUUCAGCAAAUCGAAGAUUCACUUAGAGAGUCACUUCGCCGAGCCAGUCUGCAUAAGGAAAACAUGAAAACAAAACAGCGUAUGUCCUUGGAUUGCUCUAACCAGUUCCAAAAUGCGAUUCCAUUUCAUAUGAUGAUGAAUGGUAUGCACGAAACCUAUUCUAUGCCAUGGCUUGCAAACAGUGGCAACCAAACUCUCGUCCUAAUGAAUGAACCAAAUGCAUCAUCGCAUCAUAGAAACAUGGAAUGCUCCAGAGAGUCUUCAGCCCCUGGCUACCCCAGUUUCUAUAGUUCUGAGAAACAACCAGAGAAGGGAAACCCUGGAUUGAUGAAUAGCAUGGGGCAAGAAGGCAGUCAAUUUGAUUUAGGUAGCAGUUCUUGCUUAAGUUUACAACUUGGAGACCAAUUUCCCUACACUUCAUAUGGUACUUUGGAUUUAGCCGAAGACAAGAAGCUCGAGCUGCAGAUUCAAAAUAAUGCAAAUGGAUAUCCUGGCGUGUACCGGGUUAAUAGUGAGGUUGAACUCCCAAGACCUAUGUAUGAAAAUGAGCACAAUGUUUGGACUUCUACAGCAGGACCUUCUGGUGUUGCACUUUUUGACCAAAACCCUUACCCUCAGGCCAAUAAUGUGUUGUGA